Molecule: messenger RNA, 2019 nt
Organism: Sceloporus undulatus (fence lizard)
Lineage: Eukaryota; Metazoa; Chordata; Lepidosauria; Squamata; Phrynosomatidae
Gene: NUDCD2
Product: NudC domain containing 2
Exons: 4
Coding region: 30-518 (162 amino acids)
Biological process (GO): protein folding
Cellular component (GO): cytoplasm
Source: RefSeq, a predicted model, not a curated record
GUGUGUGGCGGCAGGUAGCCCGAGUGCGCAUGCGUGGCGUGGCCAUGUCGGGUCCGUUCGAGGAGCGCAGCGGUCUGGUGCCGUGCGUGGCUCCCUGGGGCCGCUGGUACCAGACCAUGGAGGAGGUCUUCGUGGAGGUGGACGUCCCGCAGGGCACCCGCUCCAGGGAGGUCGCCUGCAGCCUCAAGAGCCGCCACCUCUCCCUCGCCGUCGCCGGGAAGGACGUCCUCAAGGGCAAACUCUUUGAUUCUACAAUAGCUGAUGAAGCAACAUGGACACUAGAGGACCAGAAACUGAUACGAAUUGUCUUAACAAAAACUAACCGUGAUGCUGGAAACUGUUGGAGUUCCUUGCUGGAGAAUGAAUAUGCUGCUGAUCCUUGGGUCCAGGACCAAAUGCAAAAGAAACUUACUCUGGAGAGGUUCCAGAGAGAGAACCCUGGAUUUGACUUCAGUGGAGCAGAAAUUUCUGGGAACUAUAGUAAAGGAGGGCCAGACUUCUCCAGUCUUGAAAGAUAGCCCAUGCUUUUGGCUGUAUUUCUAGAACUAAAACAAAAAAGUAAUAUAAUGCAGUCAAUAAAAACUCAUCUGUGAGAGCAGGCAUUGGCUUACUCAUUCUCAUCUUUAAACCACAACAUGAGAAAAGGUUUUAUUAUUUUAGCAUGUGCUAAUGCAGCAAUGAAAAAUAAACACCUGACAUAUAUAUAUGCAAAUCAGUGUUAUGUGUACACUGUCACUGCUUACCAAGACUACGGACACAUUUUCAAUUAAUGUAAUUUUUAAAAUAUGGUAUAAAUUUAAUUGUUUUUGAACCAGCAAGAAGUUGUUUUUGAAGAGCUAUGAGUGUAUAAUUCUUUGAAAAGUGGGAUACUUCUACUUACAGUAAAUGUUUCUGGAUCUGAUAGGUUAGUAAACUGAGGCUUGAAAUGACAACAGUGCUUCUUUGCAGAUGUACUAUGCCCUGGCAUAAAGACACAUUUUUAAAGGCUACAAUUUCUUGUAAACAUCAACAAUACUUGCCAUCUUGUUCAGAUGCUGUUUAAAACCUCUCCAGUCAAAAUGAGUGUGAUUCACAUGGAAGGAGCCUCACAAAUCCAGUAGUGCUAAAAUGUGGUACAGUGACAGUUUUGUGCCAAAUUCCACCGUAAACACAAUUUUGAAUGAAAACAAAAUCAAGUUGCAGUGUUGCACAUAAUAAUCUAGAAGUAAUAACUGUUCUAGGAAACAUAAAGACUCCAGAUAUUACCGAACCUCAUGUACUGUGAUCACCCAGCAGUAGCUGUGCUUGUUAGGGCUGAUGAAUGUUACAGCCCAAUAAGAACUGUUCCCCAGUCCUGAUCUGAAGGUUAGGCAAUUGGGUAUCCUUCAGAUGCUUUGGACUGCAACACUCCUAAUCCUUCCUAGCAUUUAAGAAGGUUGUAGCCAGAACAGUGAGAGAGCACCCAGUUGUUCUUAGGUCUUUAUUUCAAUCCAGUAAAGUGGUUUGUUGAAAGGUGCAGUAACCCCAAUAUAUUUGUAGUGGCCUCUUCUGUGCAACUCAGGUUUGAGGAUGGGAUUUAACUGCUUUGGUCUUUGCUGGUUGAUGAGAUUUUUUUUUAAAAAAAAAAAACACCUUCAUUUGAGCAGCAGUGCAUUCUUCCCUCCCUAUGGUAGAUAGCAAAUUGAAUUUCAACACAUAGGAGUUUCAAAAGCAGCCAGUAUCUCAUGCUUUUGUUUGAGAAAUACUGGUAUAAAUAAAGUCCUCUUGAAUAGAACUAGGCCUGCAUUUUUCUAAUUGCUUGAAUCUGGUCAUACUCUGAGGUCUGUAAAAUUAAAUACAGCUACUGUAUUUAAAACAGUAUUUUUAUGUAAAGUUAGAAGAAAAUAUUUAUUUCCUAGGCAGUUAGGAAAUGUUUAGAUGAAAUUGAAUUAUAAUAGGUUCUGAAAUCUGGUAAACACAAACUUGUUUGUAGCUCAGAUAACAGUUGUAUUUGUAUAUACACACAAUGAUCUGAAUAAAUUUUAAUUUUAGUUUGUCUGA